Molecule: messenger RNA, 1344 nt
Organism: Coniosporium apollinis CBS 100218
Lineage: Eukaryota; Fungi; Ascomycota; Dothideomycetes
Exons: 1
Coding region: 1-1344 (447 amino acids)
Biological process (GO): proteolysis
Molecular function (GO): zinc ion binding; metallocarboxypeptidase activity
Source: RefSeq, a predicted model, not a curated record
AUGAAGCUUUCGCGAGCUGCGAGUUUCCUCUGCCUUGCGCCGCUGGCUCACGCUUGCCUUCUCCCCGAGGAGUCCGCUCACGAAUCCGUGGGAGUUGUCCGCCGACAAACCACCAACAACACCGGAAUACCCAUCGGGAAAGCCGAUCGGUUCAAUGACGGCACCAUUGCCCCGCGAGGACUGGGCACACAACCGCCGGGCACCGACCUAGGCACCCUCCUCAGUGUCAAAGAGAUCGAAAGCGCCUUCCGGGGUCUCGCAAAAGAGUACAGCUUCGAAACCUUCGCAUCCCCCUUCAAGACAUAUGAGAAUGCGACCAUCUUUGGUGGCAAGAUCGGUGGCAACUCCAAAGGCAAAUCUGAGUCCCCCCGCGUGUUCUUCAACGCCGCCAUCCACGCCCGCGAGCGGGGCUCCUCCGACAACCUGUUGUACUUCUUGGGCGACCUGCUUUACGCCAACAAACAGAAUACCGGCCUGGUUUACGGCGGGCGGACCUACACCAAUGACGACGUCCGCAAAGCGUUGUCCACCGGUAUCGUCUUCCUGCCUCUGAGCAACCCCGAUGGCGUGGCAUGGGACCAAGCGACGAACACCUGCUGGCGCAAGAAUCGCAAUCCGGCCGCCGCAAUCCCCGGCAACGCCAACUCCAUCGGCAUCGACCUCAACCGCAACUUUGAUUUCCUCUGGGACUUCCCGCGCCUUUUCGCCCCAACCGUCGCGCCGAACGUUGCCUCCAACGACCCUCGCGCGGCAACAUACCACGGCGCCAGUGCCUUUUCCGAACCGGAGACGCGGAGCAUCCGGUGGGUGAUGGACACGUUCACCAAGCUCCGCUGGUUCAUGGACAUCCACGCGUAUGCCGGAGUCGUGCUGUACAACUGGGGUAGCGACGAAAACCAGGCCAAAAAGCAGGGGAUGAAUUUCUUGAACUCCACCUACGAUGGCGAGCGAGGCCUGAUGCCGGACUCGCCGGCCGCCGGGAUUGUAUACUCGGAGUAUGUGCCGAGCAGGGACUGGGCCGACAAGACCUACGCCGCCAUGAGGAUGGGCAAUGCCAUGGACGCCGCGGUCGGGCGGCACUAUGAGGUGACGCAGUCGGCGUAUCUAUAUCCCACCUCCGGGGCGAGCGAUGACUAUGCGUAUUCGCGAUCGUUUGCCAACCCUAAGCUGAACAAGAUUCAUGGCUUCACGGUCGAGUUUGGCUUCGGCAACCAGGCGGCUUCUUGUGCUUUCUAUCCCACUCCGGAGCAGUACCAUCAGAAUCUCCUUGAAACUGGAGCGGGCUUCAUGGAGUUUCUCUUGUCCGCGUCAGAGAUUGGUCUUGGAGAUAGAGGGAGCUAUUAG